CGCCAGCAAGCACGUGUGUGCCAUGUGUGCAUCCGUCCACUAGCUAACUCUACGCGCUGACGAUAUGACGCAGUCGCAGCCCGAUACGCGAGCGGUUCAUGCGGUCGCCGAGUGCGACACACACUAGUUGCCUACCACGCUACUACCUAUCGCGCGCACACGCUGGCGGUCUUGGAUGCGAGCUCGGCCGUGUCGAUGGCUGGCUGGCUUCGUCGCAGGCUCGCGAGCGGCGGCACGAAAGGCAGACAGACAGCGCCGCGCCAAGGCCUCGCCUGCACGUCCUGCUGCACUGCACUGUCGCUCGCGCUCCUCCUCCUCAUCUUCCCUCUCCUCGUCCUCUUACAUACUCUGGCUUGCAGCUUGGCUUGGCAGGGCAGGGCAGGGCAGUGCAGCUCGCUCACGAGCCAGCAGCAAUCCCGCGUGCGCGCCUGCGCGCCUGCAUGGCUGUUCGGCUCGGCAGCAGCGGGAGCAAGGUGCAAGGGCAAGGGAGAGAUAGAACUCGAGAGAGAGUAGUGUGGAGAGGCCCUCGUUUCGGGGCGCAGAGCGUCGUGCUGGGGGGAUGGAUGAUGGCACGAACGAUAGCACGGCGGUGUUAUGAUUGCGCUGGGGGCAGCCAUGCCUGCCCAUCGUCAUCAUCACCAGCCUACCAUCAUCAUCAAACCUCUGGCCGCCGUCCCGCAUGCGCGGAAAUCACGGCUGCGCUAUCAGAGAUGAGCUGCUUUACUAGCAGUGCUAGCGCUGCUGGCUUGAUUGCUUGCUUGCUUAAUUGAUUGCGAGUUAUCUCUCCUCAGCAUCAUCAUCAGCAGCACCUAGCAAUCAUCUCUCCUCUUUUUUUUCGCCCCCGGACCGCUGCCCACUGCCCGCUGCCCGCUGCCCGCAGGUCAGCAUCUCCGCAUGGCCAUGCAGGGCGCGUGCGUGCCGUGUCGUGAGUCUUGUCUCAACUAACGAAACGCCAACCUAGCUUGCUAGCCCUUGGGGCGGGAAAGGCGCAAAGCCGCCAAAGCAAGCAGCGGGUACGGCGGCUACGACACACGACGUCGACACACUCGAAAAGCCCGUGAGCCGCACCAGCACCUACACCAG
Messenger RNA from Aplosporella prunicola CBS 121167, 1083 nucleotides. RefSeq lists its product as uncharacterized. The transcript has a single exon. Bases 99 to 770 code for a protein of 223 amino acids. Lineage: Eukaryota; Fungi; Ascomycota; Dothideomycetes; Botryosphaeriales; Aplosporellaceae. The record is from RefSeq and is a predicted model, not a curated record.